AUGGAUAUAGACGGUGCCAGUUCAGUGGUGCUGAAGACCUUAACUCAAGCAACCAGUCAGGACACAGCUGUGCUGAAGCCUGCGGAGGAGCAGCUCCGACAGUGGGAGACACAGCCGGGCUUCUAUUCAGUCCUUCUGAACAUCUUCAAUAACCACAUGCUGGAUGUGAAUGUCAGGUGGCUCGCAGUGCUUUACUUCAAAAACGGCAUUGACAGAUACUGGAGGAGGGUGGCCCCCCAUGCUUUAUCAGAGGAGGAGAAGACCACUUUACGUGCUGGGCUCAUCACAAACUUCAACGAGCCUGUCAAUCAGAUAGCAACCCAGAUCGCGGUGCUGAUAGCCAAGGUAGCCCGGCUAGACUGCCCCCGGCAAUGGCCGGAGCUCAUCCCCAUUCUGCUGGAGUCUGUCAAGGGCCAGGAUGGCCUGCAGCAACACAGAGCGCUGCUCACCUUCUAUCACGUUACCAAAACACUCUCGUCAAAACGUUUGGCACAGGACAGGCGGCUGUUUCAAGACCUGGCAUCGGGCAUUUACAGCUUUGCGUGUUCCCUGUGGAGCCACCACACGGACUGUUUCCUCCAGCAGAUCUGUGCCCGCGAUGAAACAACAGCGAUGGCAUCGCUAGAACGAACACUGCUGUCUCUUAAAGUACUGCGCAAGCUGACGGUCCACGGAUUCCAGGAACCACAGCAGAAUAUGGAAGUGAUGGGUUUCCUGAAUGCAGUGUUUGAAAGGCUAAAACAGUUCCUGGAAUGCUGUCGACAAAUUGGUCCAGGCAGUACAUGCAGAGAAAAGCUGGAAAAGACAAUCAUACUCUACACUAAAGUUUUGUUGGAUUUCUUGGAGUACCAUCCCUGUGCAUUUAUACCUCUAAUCCAGCGCUCACUGGAAUUUUCUGUGAGCUACGUGUUCACGCCUGCCGGAGAAGGCAUCACUUUUGAGCGCUUCAUUGUCCAGUGCAUGAACCUCACCAAGAUUAUUGUUAAAAACGACGCUUACAAACCUGCCAAGAACAUUGAAGACAGUAAACCAGAGAGUUUAGAGGCUCACAAGAUUAAGACGGCUUUUUUCACACACCCCACCCUGACUGAGAUCGGACGCCGGCUUGUCUCCCACUAUUUCCUCCUUACAAAGGAGGAGCUUGCCAUGUGGGAAGAGGAUCCCGAGAGUUUUGCUGUUGAAGAAACAGGAGGUGACUCUUGGAAAUACAGUUUGCGGCCCUGUACAGAAGUUUUAUUCUUGGAUAUCUUCCACAACUACAGCCAGACCUUGACACCGGUGCUCCUGGAUAUGGUUCAGAAUCUCCAGGGGCCAACCAAUGUAGAAGAUCCUGUUCAGUUGCUAAUGAAAGACGCAGUAUACAACGCAGUGGGACUGGCUGCCUUUGAGCUAUUUGACAACGUUGACUUUGACCAGUGGUUCAAGAAUCAGCUUCUCGGGGAACUACAAGUCAGCGAUCACAGGUACAAGCUGAUUCGACGAAGAGUCAUUUGGCUAAUAGGCCAGUGGAUAUCAGUCAAAUUUAGAUCUGACCUUCGCCCUUUGCUCUACGAGGUCAUCCUCAGUCUCAUGCAGGAUUCUGACUUGGUGGUGCGGAUUGAGACAGCCACCACUCUGAAGCUCACUGUCGAUGACUUUGAGUUCCGGACAGAGCAGUUCCUCCCUUACUUGGAAUCCAUCUUUGGGCUCCUCUUCCAGCUGUUGCAGCAGGUGACGGAGUGUGACACCAAAAUGCAGGUGCUUCAUGUCAUCUCCUGUGUGAUUGAAAGAGUAAACAUACAGAUCCGACCUUAUGCAGGCUGCCUAGUGCAGUAUCUGCCCCUGCUUUGGAAGCAAUCUGAGGACCACAACAUGCUGAGAUGUGCCAUACUCACCACUCUUAUUCAUCUUGUGCAGGGCCUUGGUGCAGAGAGCAAGAAUCUGUACCCCUUCCUUCUUCCUGUCAUCCAGCUAAGCACAGAUGUUUCCCAGCCACCUCAUGUGUAUUUGUUGGAGGAUGGACUGGAGCUUUGGUACGUGACUUUGGAGAACAGUCCAGCCAUCACCCACGAGCUGCUAAGAAUUUUCCAGAACAUGUCAGCUCUACUGGAGUUGAGCUCGGAGAACCUACGCACAUGCUUCCAGAUCGUGAAUGCCUACCUAUACCUGUCUCCAACAGAGUUCCUACAGAACUAUGCUGAAUCCUUGUGUAAGUCUUUCUGCGAUCUGCUUAAAGACAUCACGAAUGAGGGCCAGGUCCAAGUGCUCAAGGUGGUAGAAAUAGCAUUAAAGGUUAGCCCCAUAAUCGGAGCUCACAUGUUCCAGCCACUUUUGCAAGGCGUCCUCACAGGUGUAGUGAAUGGCGAGAGAUACCCAGUGGUGAUGUCCACAUACCUUGGCAUCAUUGGGCGCAUCCUUUUGCAAAACUCAAGCUUCUUCUCAUCUCUGCUCACUCAGUUGGCCACCGAAUGUGGCCAGGAGAUUGACCAAUUGUUUGGUAGUGUGAUUGAGAUGUGGGUGGACCGCUUGGACAACAUCACGCAGCCGGAAAGGAAGAAGCUUUCCUCUCUGGCCCUGCUUUCCCUCUUACCAUCUGACAGCAGUUUGAUCCAGGACAAGUUUUGUGGCAUUAUCAACAUCUGUGUGGAGACUUUGCAUGACGUGAUGACCGAAGAUCCUGAGACGAGCACCUACAAAGACUGCAUGCUGAUGAGCCACUUUGAGGAGCCCAAGCUGAGUGACGAUGAGGAGCCGCCGACUGAGCAGGACAAGAGGAAGAAACUAUUGGCCUUGGAGGACCCUGUGCACACUGUCUCGCUCCAGCAGUUCGUCUACGAGAAACUGAAGGCUCAGCAGAUCCUCCUUGGUGACCAGGGCUUCAGCAGUCUCAUGGAAAGUGUGGACACAGAGCUUGUAAGACAGCUCCAAGAGUUCCUGCAGGGCUUCUGA
Messenger RNA from Nerophis lumbriciformis (worm pipefish), 2928 nucleotides. The record is from RefSeq and is a predicted model, not a curated record. NCBI's taxonomy places the organism in Eukaryota, Metazoa, Chordata, Actinopteri, Syngnathiformes, Syngnathidae.